Molecule: messenger RNA, 471 nt
Organism: Sipha flava (yellow sugarcane aphid)
Lineage: Eukaryota; Metazoa; Arthropoda; Insecta; Hemiptera; Aphididae
Product: tctex1 domain-containing protein 2-like
Exons: 1
Coding region: 1-471 (156 amino acids)
Source: RefSeq, a predicted model, not a curated record
AUGUCUUUAUCGCAAGAUUCGCAGACUGCCCAGAACACGGAUCGUUCGAUGGAUCACGGUGAUGACGAAACCGAAAACAAACCGUCACAGCCGUCCACGGGACUUCGGUUGAGACCGAGAUUGUACGAAAUGAUCAGCAAGCCGUUGAUAAAAGAAAUCAUCCAGAACGUGUACGGGAAACAUUUGAAAGGGAAAACGUGGAAAGAUUUGGAUCCGAAAAUCACGUGCACUAACAUUUCGCGUGACAUCGAGUACGGCGUGGUCGAGGUCUACCGGUGUAUUCGCGAAGACAACAAAUACAAAUUGGUCGUCCAAACCAUGAUCUGCGAGUAUAAUUCGCAAUCGGUCAACAUAGAUGCUCUUUGUUUUUGGGACAAGAACACGGACGGGCUUGUCUACGAUAGUUACAUCAACGGUUACGUGGUUUGUUACUCUCAAGUGUACUUUUCGUACUUGAUGCGGCACGCGUGA